Molecule: messenger RNA, 2497 nt
Organism: Sarcophilus harrisii (Tasmanian devil)
Lineage: Eukaryota; Metazoa; Chordata; Mammalia; Dasyuromorphia; Dasyuridae
Product: transmembrane protein 182-like
Exons: 5
Coding region: 1-741 (246 amino acids)
Cellular component (GO): membrane
Source: RefSeq, a predicted model, not a curated record
AUGAAAACUGGAAUUGGUGCCCUGGUUGCAGGAAUUGUUGGUGUUAUUGGCAUUCUUCUGUUCCUCAUCGCUUUUGGAACUGAGUACUGGCUGCUAGCUACAGAGGCCUGUGGAAAGCCGGCAUCUAAAAAUGGAACUCUGGACAUUGAGAUGGAAGGUGUUUCCAGAGACUCCGCAACAGGUGUCCUCACAUUCCACCAUGAAGGCUUCUUCUGGAGGUGCUGGUUCUCAGGAGAGGGCACCCAUGGGAACGUCUGGAAAUUCUGGUUCACUAACCAGCCUCAUACCAAGCAGUGCCGUCCCGGUUAUCUCUUUCCUAUGCCCAUUGCUCUGGGACCUUUACCGCAUCCUUCUUAUGAUGCGACUGCAGUGUACCGAGGGUUCUGGACGGUUUUCAUCGUGCUAGGUGUCACUGCCAGCCUGGUAGGGGUAUUCCUCCUGGUAUGUGGGGCACCCUUUGUCAAUGCUCGGCUUUAUAAAUUUGGUGGGAUCUUCCUUAUCACCUCAGGGGGCUUCUUCCUCCUUCUCCUCCUUCUGUUUGUGCUGUGGAAGGAAUGUGCAGCUGAUUUUCAGAAAUACAUACUUCUGGAAAGGAGUGAAAAGUGCAUCCCUGAGAAUGUCCCUGUGCACGUGCAUUAUGGCUGGUCUUUUAUGUUUGCUGCUUCUGGAACACCCUUGGUUUACCUUUCAGGACUUCUGUUUUAUUUGAUUGGCCAGAGGAACAUGAAAGUGCCGAAGUGAAAGAAGGGAGAGAGGGCUACAUCCCCACUCUCCCAACACCACCUGCUCAAUACUCACACACACACACAUCAACAUGCUUACAUACAUACUUACACACUCACACAACACAUUUACACACAUACACACAUGCACCCCAUGUGUGCCAUACUCUUCAAGGUUUUACCCACCAUAGCAGAUAUUUGAUCAAGAAAUGGUAACAAAUGGUACUUCGGGAGAAACAUCGAGAAGGGAAAGGGAGCACUAGACUGAGUUGUAUGAAGGGGCCCAAAAGUUGGUUUUCAUUGGCCUCAGAUUUAGAGGCCAAAGAACCUCGCUCUCAUUUCCCUAAUGUUUUUAUAAAUCGCCCUCACUUGGCAAUAUCGUUUGUAUUGGAGCUGUUAUUUCAUUUCCAAUCUCUCCUAAAUCCAAUUGUGAUUUACAGUAAGAUGUUUCUUUUUGAAUAGAAAUUGAGUGUGCCUUUUUUUUUUUGAGCGGGGUGGGGGGCGGAGCAAGAAUUAGUCAUAACUGAUGUCCCAGGCCAGCCAUGAUUAUUUUUUAGGCAAUUUAAGCCUGGGGAAGUUGAAAAAGUUAUGCCAGGAGACAGAGAGACAGAGACAGGGACACAGAGACUGAGAUUUUUUUCCUUUUCCUUUUUCCUCUUCAGAUAGAAUUUGGAAAGCAAACCCAGUGUGAAUGCAUGCACAUUUUAAUGGGCUGGAGAAGAGAUAGCUUAUAUCCAGAGGCAAUCUAGCUCCCAUUUCCAUGCAGCUGACUUUACUUCCUUCCAAGCGAAGAGGGCUGUAUUUCACUGAGAGAAUUAGAAAAAAAAAUAUUCAAAACAUAAAAGCCUACACUUGGGUAAGUGAAAUAAAGAGCCAACUUUUCAGCCAUAGUAUAUAGGUCCUUCUGCAGAGGAAAACGGGAGACAUUGGAACACCACUGCUUUUGACUUGGUCCUGGAAAUAUAUUUGUAUUUUGUGGAACAAAUAGCAUUCCUGGCUGAAGAUUAAAGUGGAAAAGUAGAAGAAAGUCAGUGUCUAGAAGCUGGAAGCAUAAAUAGCACAUUCAUUCAUUAGGAUCCCUUUCAAGCCUUCAGUGUCAACCAUAAUAAUUUGUCUGCUUAGGGUUAAAUGGUUCAUAUCAUUUUUGGUCCUUAGACCUAGUCCCUCUUUCUUUCUUCUGGUAGGAGGCCAUGCUAGCUUACCAGAAUUCAGAGAAAGCCUAAGGCUACUUUGGAGAAGUGAAGGAUAUGUUAAGUUAGCUAUUCAUUUGUUCGGAAUCAGAAACAAAGUAAACUGUCAUCUUGUAAAAACAAUCUUGUGGUGGGGCCUGCGGAAAGACUCUCAAGGACUCCUGCCUUUCAUAGCUAGUCAGUGAGCUACACACCGCACACGCACACAGAACCAUUGUGUGAGUACCAUUUGGAACCAGCAGUAAGAUGAACCUGUGUCUGCAUUUCCCUGAGUGGGAUUCACUUUCUAGGUUUGCAUUAUGGUGGAGUGACUUACUCUCAGAGACUAUUUUCAAAUGUUAAUGCUUGUCUUUGAGGCACAGGAGUCUCUGUGAGCUAAGAGUUGUUACAACCAGAUCCAUUAGCCAGUGAAUAUGUUAUUAUUCUUUCCUGCCUUGGCCAUUGUCUCCUGUGAAAUUGUAGCUUUGACAUAUAUGUUUGUUUAAAAUAUGGGAGAUCUAACCAGUGAUCUCACCAGCCAUGAGCUUUCUUGUUGGUGUGACUUAUUUGUUCACUUAAAAAGCCUGCGUUAAUAAAAUACAUUCU